AUGUCAGACUUACUCAGAAAGAGGUUCUUGAAGAUUGCCCAAAGUGGGAUAGUUGCACAGUAUACUCCUAAACAACUAAGUGAGUUGAGAUUAGAAUUACUCGCAUUCCCCACAGACUCGUUAAACCCCGUGGAAUUUUUCAGUUUACUUGAACUUCAAUUCUAUGUUUCACUCCUUACGAAUCAUGAUGUUGAAGCCAAGGCAGCAUUGGAUAGAAUUGUAGAUCAAUUCGGAGCAGACAAAUCUCAAAGAAUUAAAGUUCUUCAAUCAUUAUAUCUUGAGUCCAUUGGAGAAGAUGAAAAAGCCACUAAGAUUCUUACAGGGAAUCCAGAUGAAUUAGAAUUAUCAAGAAGACUUACUACUUUCAGUAGAAAAACUGGCAAAAAUAACAAUGAAGAUAAUUCAGAUUACAUAAAUACAUUAAUAUUUUUCCUUGAUUUAACUCCUUCAGAUAUCAAAACUUGGGCUGAACUUGCCAACGAAUAUAGUAAAACUGGGAAUUAUGAAAGGGCAAUCUUUUGUUAUAAGGAAAUCUUAUUAUACGAACCAUAUGCAUACAAUAUUUUUUAUAAAGUGGGUUUGCAAUACUAUUAUCAUUUCUUACAAAUUGAAUCUGGAUUAAGAGAUAAGAAAGAGAAAUUGUUGGAAGCAGUGGACAUUCUUACAAAUUCAAGGAAUAACUUUUUACGUUCAGUAGAGUUAUGUGAAAGUUUUGAAAAAGGUUGGUUAGGCGUAUACACAAUUGGAGAAUUAGAAUUUAAUAAGAAACUUUCUUCGAAAUCACCUUCCAAAGAAAGUCGGAUAUUUUUGGAAGAUGGUGAUAAAUUACGGGACUUAUCAAAGAAGAAUAGUGGAUCUCUCAUAUCAUUAGAUAAAAUCAAUUGA
Molecule: messenger RNA, 885 nt
Organism: [Candida] anglica
Lineage: Eukaryota; Fungi; Ascomycota; Pichiomycetes; Serinales; Debaryomycetaceae
Source: the annotation of a GenBank genome assembly